Molecule: messenger RNA, 1095 nt
Organism: Phaeoacremonium minimum UCRPA7
Lineage: Eukaryota; Fungi; Ascomycota; Sordariomycetes; Togniniales; Togniniaceae
Product: putative uracil-dna glycosylase protein
Exons: 2
Coding region: 1-1095 (364 amino acids)
Biological process (GO): base-excision repair; base-excision repair, AP site formation via deaminated base removal
Cellular component (GO): mitochondrion; nucleus
Molecular function (GO): uracil DNA N-glycosylase activity
Source: RefSeq, a predicted model, not a curated record
AUGUCAUCACUCAAGCGUAAGGCAGGCAACUUCCCAGCCUCAGACGCCAAAAAGCCAAAGCAGAAUGCCAGCAUAACCUCCUUCUUUGGCGCACCUAAGGUGACUGCCGCCGCUGGCAACAAGUCUGGUGCCGAUGGCGCUGCUGCGGCACCUGAGCCACCGACUGUCAAGUUCGACAAGGCCAAAUGGGCGGCUGGCCUGACAGACGAGCAGAGAAAACUGCUCAAGCUGGAAAUUGACACGUUGGACGAGAGCUGGCUGGCACAUCUGAAGGGUGAAAUCACGUCGAAGGAGUUCCUGGACCUCAAGAGAUUCCUGGAGCGAGAGGAUGCAUCCAACAAGAAAGUCUUCCCGCCCAAAGAAGAUGUUUACUCUUGGUCCCGUCACACGCCUCUCCACAGCGUCAAGGUCGUCAUCCUCGGCCAGGACCCGUACCACAACCAUAACCAGGCCCACGGGCUCGCCUUCUCGGUGCGGCCGCCGACGCCAGCCCCGCCCUCUCUCAAGAACAUGUACAUCUGCCUCAAGAACGACUACCCGAGCUUCGUGCCGCCAGCCAACAAGGGCGGGCUGCUGACGCCGUGGGCGGACCGCGGCGUGCUGCUGCUCAACACGUGCCUGACGGUGCGCGCGCACGAGGCCAACAGCCACGCCAACCGCGGCUGGGAGCGCUUCACGCAGAAGGUGAUUGACCUGGUCGCCGCGCGGCGCACCCGCGGCGUCGUCUUCAUGGCCUGGGGCACGCCCGCCGGCAAGCGCGUCCAGAAGGUCGACGGCAGGCGCCACCUCGUGCUCAAGGCCGUGCACCCGAGCCCGCUGAGCGCGGCGCGCGGCUUCUUCGACUGCGGCCACUUCCGCAAGGCCAACGAGUGGCUCGUCUCGCGCUACGGCGAGGGCGCCGACAUCGACUGGAGCCUGGGCCCGCAUGCCACGCCGACGACGGACGGCGCCGAGGCCAAGGCGAACGCGAUGGCGCCGCCGCCGCUGCCGGUGACGACGGACAAGGGCGAGGCGAAGCCCAUGCUGCCUGUUGUUGCGGAGAAGGGGGAGAGCGAGAAGGAGAAUGAGAAGGCGGCGGUCGAGGCUGAGGAUUGA